This is a messenger RNA of Sturnus vulgaris (Common starling), 2035 nucleotides long. The record is from RefSeq and is a predicted model, not a curated record. Lineage: Eukaryota; Metazoa; Chordata; Aves; Passeriformes; Sturnidae.
UACCAGAUAAAUUUGCGCCUCAUCUUGGUAAGCGGGAAAACAAAAGAGUUCCUGUUUUCACCGAAUGACUCUGCUGCAGAUAUUGCAAAACAUGUGUAUGACAACUGGCCAAUGGAUUGGGAAGAAGAACAAGUCAGCAGUCCAAAUAUCUUGCGACUUAUUUAUCAAGGGAGGUUUCUUCAUGGCAAUGUGACAUUAGGAGCAUUAAAACUUCCUUUUGGCAAAACAACAGUGAUGCAUUUGGUGGCUAGAGAGACACUGCCAGAACCAAACUCUCAAGGUCAAAGGAACCGUGAAAAAACUGGAGAAAGCAACUGCUGUGUAAUCCUGUAAAACCUGUUAGCUUUACCUGCUAAGUGUGAUGUAAUAUAGUCUUUGUCUUUCAUGCUGCUGGAAUAGAAGAGGCCCUACCUUGCUUCAGACACCUGUAGGAAGAGCCUGUCUGUAAAUCCAUGGAACUGAAAUAAUACAUGAACACUGUCUCAUUAGUCUUUUUUAAAAAAAAAAAAGUGAAAGAUCUAUGAACACUUUAAUUAUUUUUUUCAAUUCCUCCUUUGUUGAAUAAUCUUACAGUACAUCACUUUUGAAAGAAUUCAAUCUCCAGAAAGGUUUGUGUUCUUUUCCAUAGCAGGAAUCUUUUUGCUACCAUGAAAAUCUGCAUUAACCGGAUCUAACCAGUCAAGCUUUCUAGAUGCAAUUUGCACUAAAUAUGGUUGACAGUAUAUUUCUCUCAACAAUCUCUAACAAUAUUUGAGACAUCUAGUAAUAACCCACAAUGUAUAAUGCAGCACUGGAAAAUAGUAUAUUAAUAAUUAAAACAAAUCUCACUUAUGGCCAAAUCAAAGGAAAAACUGUUCAGUCAAUUCUACCUAAGUCAACCUCGGUGGCCAAACUGGCACAGAAUACUAACUAAACCAAGUCUAACUAUAUAUAUUUUCACUGCAACAAAGAAAAAAUACUAUGUGCCUGUAAUUUAAAAGCACUCUGUAGAGGGCUGAUGAAACUGAUUUUUUUGUUACUGUGUGCACUCCAAUCGUGUGUUAGUUGAGUGCUUAUUCAGACAGCACAAACAAGUGCAGAGAGUGCAUUUCCUAGCCUUAAUAUGGGAGGGGUAGUUUCCUGUAGUUCAUAGGCUUUUAUUAUUGUGCAUAAACGUUAGAAAACAUCAUUUACUAAUCAAUUUUAUGUAUUUGAAUAUUGGCAAUUGGUGUUUUUCAGUCAUUUUUCUCAUCUGUACCUUAGACUCCAGUGUCAUGCUUACUCAUUAGAGAUUUCAAAAUAAUUAUUAAAAUUUAAAAAGCAAAAAGAAAAACUUCUGCCAUAAUACUAGUUUUGUUUCUUUAUGUAAUCUGCAUUUGGUAUUAGUGCUUGCAAUGGUAUUAAAAUCAGAAGCUGAUUUUUGAAGGCAUACAUAAUUGAAAAAGGAUGCCAUUCUUUUAUUUCAUAUCAAUAAUUUAAAUGUUGAUAUGCUAAAGAAAUUUGCACAGCACUAAAGCAUGAGCUAGUUUCAUCUAAAUCUGUAAAAAAUAAAAAUAAAGAAAAAUUAAAAAAUAUAAAAGAUUUUAUAUUUUUUCACUGGGGAGGAAUUCUUCCUGGGUGAAAUUACAAAUAUGUGUAGAAUAUAUUUAAUAAAAAUCUUAUAAAAUACAUAACUAUAGAAGUUAAAUAUAGAUUGGCGUGUAGUAUAAUAGAACAAUAUUCCAUAUAAAUAGCUUUAGCCUUUAAAAAACUGAGUCACAGGUUGACAUUGUGUUCUGUACUUAAGUGUCCACAACUCUUACAGAUGUUCUGUGUAAUCGUUUUUCCGAAUGAUUGGCAUCAUUCAAAUGUAAACAGGUUAUUUUAUUCAUUGUUACUGCUUUGAUGAAAUGCUUUAUAUGCAGUAGAUUUACAAAAAUAUUGUUCAUACUGAUCAGAAUUAAAUUUGUAUAGAGCAGAGUUUUAAAACAAAUUGUAAAUAGCACUAAACAUUUUCUUUCUGCAACCUGUACUGAUAGACUCUUCUGUAAACUAAAUAAAAGAAUAUUGUAGUGCA